Messenger RNA from Stylophora pistillata, 3929 nucleotides. Its product is annotated as ubiquitin carboxyl-terminal hydrolase 40. Gene Ontology annotation, molecular function: protein binding; cysteine-type deubiquitinase activity. Gene Ontology annotation, cellular component: cytosol; nucleus. Gene Ontology annotation, biological process: protein deubiquitination. The record is from RefSeq and is a predicted model, not a curated record. Lineage: Eukaryota; Metazoa; Cnidaria; Anthozoa; Scleractinia; Pocilloporidae.
GCGGCCGGAAAGUAAUGAUUUCAGCUGAUUGCACGAAUCCGCGUAAAGGCUGCUUGCGAUGGUGCAAUCUGCAGUGGAAUCAACGUUGUCUGUAAAUGAGAUUUAUGUAUAACAAGCUGAUGGUGACAAGCUGGCUAAGAUAUGUUCGGAUCUCUUUUUGAAACCGAUGGAGAUAAGUUGGAAAACAAGAACUCGGCUGCUACCGUCAGAGUUUCCAAACAGAACAAGUCGAACUGGCCACCUGAACCAAGAGGGCUGACUGGAAUCUGUGGUCUGCAGAAUCAAGGAGCCACUUGUUAUUUGAAUUCUCUACUGCAGACGUUAUUUUUCACUCCAGAAUUUAGAGAUGGUUUGUUGCAGCUUACAUUGGAAGAUCUGAGUUGUGAUUUGAAAGAUGGAACAUAUGCUAAGGUCAGAGUGAUACCACUUCAACUUCAGAAAUUGUUUGCAAAGCUUCUGCUGCUUGAUCAAGAUAGCAUUAACACUUCUGAAUUGACAGAUAGUUUUGGUUGGACAGGAAAUGAGGGAUUUCAACAGCAAGAUGUUCAAGAAUUGAACAGAAUCUUGUUUGGCGCUUUAGAAUCAUCUCUUCUUGGCACCCCAGGAGAAGCUUUGAUCAAGAAUCUGUAUCAUGGAACCUCUGUAACAAAGGUAACUUGUCAAGAAUGUUGGAAAAUCAGUGAAAGAGAAGAGGAUUACCUUGACCUUCCAUUAAUUCUCUCUGGGUGCAAAGACUUGGAAGAGAGUCUUUCUAUGAGUUAUGUUGCCAUGGAGAUUUUGGAGGGAAGAAAUCAGUAUAAGUGUGGAUCAUGUAACAAGCUUGUCAAUGCUAUAAAGGGGUGUAACAUAAGUACAGUGCCUCCCAUCCUGACGUUUUCAUUGCUGAGGUUUGAUUAUGAUUUUCGAAGAGGUGAACGGUUUAAGGACUGUAAAAGAUACUCCUUUCCAUUCACAUUGAACAUGAAAGAAUUUUGUGAAUCAAGUGAUGCUGUUGGAGCAGAUCAAGAAUAUGAGCUGUUUUCUGUUGUCAUUCAUGGAGGUAGUUGUUAUGGAGGACACUACCACGUGUAUAUUCGUGAUGUUGAAGGAUUGCGAACCUGGCAUCCACCUGUAAAGGAGCAAAUGAAAGUUGUCAGAGAAAAUGAUGGUGGUGAGAAAGAUUUCAUGAACUGUGGUAACCCUGUGGACUUGAUUAUCAGUCUACUGAAGAAGCUUGGUGGUGCCGCAUCUGUCAAUCAGUUAUUUCAGUGUAUGUCAAAGGAAACAGGGAUUUCUUGGAAUAAGUGUUUUAAAAGUCAGUAUGGACCUCUAACAAAGUUCUUCAAGAAGCACUCUGAUGUGUUCAGGUUCAGUGAUGCAGCAGGUUAUGUUUCACUACAAAAUGGUAACAAUGGAAAUUCCAGCAGCCCAUCAACAGCACUGGUCCAACAACAAGCUGAACACAGGAAACUUGAAGAUGAUGUUCCUAAAAGAAACUGCCAAGCUGUAGUGGUCGAUGGAAGUUUGUCUGAGCAUGGACAUCACUGGUUUGACAUAAAUGAUUCAAGGAUAUCUUGUAUUCAUGAGAAAGACCUCCAACGUCAGUUUGCUGGAAAGGAAAGUGCCUAUAUGCUGUUUUACAGAAGGAAAAACCUUCCUGCCUGUGUGGAAGAUCCAGUUCUCUUGGUCCCUGCUCCCAUUAGAGCUGAGAUUGACAAACUAAAUGAAGAUUUAGUAAAGCAGAGAAAAGAAUAUGACCGUCAUCUAAAUGAAAUUUCUGUUGGUGUGCAUUUUGGAGACAACUAUUCAGUGACAGACAGUGUCCUGCAUCUUAAACAGGGAGUAUCUGGUGAACCACUGAUUAUGUUACUGGAUAGGAGAAAGCCUGUAAAUGAUCUCUUACAAACUGUUCUUAAGCUUGACCCACCUGGAAAUAAUUCAGAAUGUAACACUCUUCACAUUGCUCGACCAUUACCAUCAGGUCUCCAUCUCUUUGAAGAACUAACAGAAUAUCCAGAAAAGUCUCUUAUACAAAGUGGAGUGAGUGGAGGUACAGAUGUAUUUCUAUGGAAUGGAAAAGAGGUUGAUGGAUACUCAGUGUAUCCAGGAGAAGACUCGACACCAGUGCUGCUCAACAUACUAUAUUCAACGUUUCAGCUGCAAGAUGCAGUUGAAAUUCAGAAGCAUCAUUUUAGAAAGAACACAACAGUGGGAGAAAUGAAGAUUAAGUUGUGCGAUUCUGUUGGUACAAAUCAUCAAGAUUUGCGUCUAAGCUGGGUGAAGUCAAAAGGUAAAACCAAGCAAAUAAUCCCUUUAGAUUCUGAUCAGGAUAGUAAUACGCUGAACGAAAUCGGUCUACAAGAUGGCGACCAAUUGGUGGUUAGAAAACAUGAUGGAGCGCAAUCCAGUGAACAGAGUAUGCCUCCAUUAGCUUCUGAAGGAAAGGAGAAAGCUACCAGUCUGCUGUCCUUUGUGGUUGAGAAUAGGUGUUUGAUGCGAGAGUCUAAAGAACUGGUCGACAAUGACAGUAGUAAAGGUUGGCCAGUUUUGUCCGUUAAGGUUCAUAAAGGGCAGACUGUUGGUGAUCUCAAAGCCAAAGUUCUGGAACGUACAGACUGUAAUGGUGUCUCAGAAAACGCAUGUCGUCUACGGUCAGAUGGCGAUUAUCAAGGUCUUAGUGCUCCAUUGUAUGAACAUGAAACUUUGGAGAAGUCUUCGCUCAAUGAAGGUCAGCGGCUUGUAUUGGAGCAUGCGCCCCCUCUUCUUCAAGGGGAAAUCAUGAUCCGUUACUUCAUAUGUUCCUCCACACAUACCAGCAGGAAAGAAGAGGAACAAACUGUUCUUAAAACGUGCACCAUUCGUAAGUGUCUACAACUUUUGAUGGAAAAUUCUAACCUACAAGGAGCGACCUGGCAUUUAAGGAAAACUGACUGGAUCGGUGAACCAACUGACGUGUUAGACAACGAGGACGAGACGCUGGAGAAUGAAAAUAUUAAAAAUGGCGACACUCUCAUUGUUGAAGAGGGAAGGAUUCCCCCAAAGGGGUUCAUUCGUCUUAAGUUAUGGCAAAAAAUCAGUGGUAAGGCAAAAGGCCAACAUCUUGGAGGGGUUUUAAACUGGAUUACAUCUGGUGUACAAGGUCUCUUUGGUUCGUCCGCAGAGGAGAAAUUAGGUUAUGAUGGCAACGCAGAGGGUAGCGAUUCAUUGGAACCUUUGGGUGAUGUGGAGAUAUCCAAGGAAUCUUCGCUAUAUGAUCUAAAGCUGCACAUAAGUCUUAUGUCACAGCUAUCAGAUCACGUGAUCCCAACACCGUCAUUUGUCAGACUUCAGGAAAUCGUAGACAAUCACGCAACACGAGUUCUUAGAGGAGAAAAUCGAACUUUGAGGCAGCUAAAACUGACUUCAUCUACGCAGCUGUCUGUGUGUGUUCUUCAAAAUGAAGAGGAUUUAAGUGCUUCUGCGGUGCUGUUAAGGUUAAAGAAAAGAGUACCAGGAGAGAGGAAUUACUAUGGCGAACAAGAGGUGAUAUUUGAGCCUUCAGGUGGCGCUUCUCCCGAGUCCUUACGUUACUUUUUGGGCAGAGUUUGGGAUAUUCCUCUUGAAAGACUUAACGUGGCCAAAUAUCUAAGAGGCAAAUAUGAAUGGUUGGUUAUUAAAGACACUGGUGUUACUCAGCGACAGAACAAGAAAAAGGGCGGAAAAAAGAAAAUCAAUCUGCGACAGUCUCCUUUUAAUCUUCAAGAUGGGGAUGUUAUUGGUGUCAAGGAUUGUCAAUCCGAUUCAGAAGACAGAGAUGAUUUCAGUACACUAGCAGAUGAUGAAGGAAAAGAAAAACUUAAAAGGGAAGAGGAGGAGAAAAAGAGGAGGAGAAAAGAUAAGGGAGCAAGGCGACCCGAGGUUCCGCUCUGCAUUCGUGUGGAUGACUUUAGAUAGCAUAUCGACCGUACCUG